UUUUUCAACGCUCCGCAUUGCCUGACAGCACAAAAGAAAUGCAUUUUGUCUAAGUACUAUAUUACUUUGUAUUUCAGUGACAAAACGAUAACUGGUAUGUUUGUUCACGAACUGUUGUUGCCUAGAAACUAUUUUGUUCCGCUGUUUAGCAGCACCCAUCUGCGUCACAGUGUAUUCAGGCUUCGUGGCGCGGAAAAUCUUGUAGAAAUCGUUUCCUAAUGUCACUUCAACAACCUGAUCGCAUUCAUGAAGCUGGCUGUGUUAUUUUUUUGCAUUAAUGAAGUUGGCUGUGGUAUUUACACUGAAUUUCUGUUUAAAGUUUGUUUUACCUGAUGCUAGCAAGAAUAAUAGAACGGUUGAAGAAGAUAUAUGGAAAACCGACGAAUGCGGCAGGCCUUUGUUCAAAGUUCCUCAAGUACACACUUGCCGUGCUGCUCUCCAUUUCAACGCAUACAAGAAAAGAUGUAAAUCCUUUCCUAGUCCUCCACGAGAUUUACGACAUUCCUUCAUAUUUCACCAAAAUUCCCAGCUCCUCGACUUGGUAAUCAGCUGGGAUAAACCCGAAUAUGGUGAAAGCACAUUAUGGGGCUAUGACGUCAUUCUCAGUGACAGUCACCAUAGUAUGGAACGUUGCCAUCAAGUCAGUGGAAAGGAGGCAUUCUAUAGAAAUUUCACCUUUAAGAGUAUAGGGUUUGAUCGAUGCUAUUUCGCUGUUGUCACAAGUUUGCCCAAAAGGAGCCGCGGAAUGAAAAACAGUAUUGAAAGCUUGAUUACAUCACCGGAUAUAUGCAACUACUUCGAGGAUAUAGAUGCUGCUGUCCCUUUCUCAUGUGCUUAUAUUGAAAAUUUGGCAUUGGUGCAGAGCUGCAACGCGAGUGGCAACGCAAUUGUUUCUUGGAAUUCGCCAACUUGUGCUUUUGAUGAAAUAUUUGCUGAAGUUCACUCGUCUUGCUCGCAGCAUAUCAAAGAUAUUAAUUUGGAAAAAGAUGCUUCCACUGUGUUAUUGGAGGAUCUUCGAAUUGGAUGCAAUUAUUUUGUUCAACUGCACAUGGUCUUGAAACAGGAUUCCAGCUGGAAAAUUUCAGCGGGAAGUAAUAUCAGUUUUGACUGCUUGGCACUCAAAGAACCAGGAAAAAAACAGCUGGCAUCAAUAAAGUUAUCUCGGAAGCCUGAAAAAAGCUUUUUUUCUGCCAAUCAGAAUUUGAUAUUAUAUUUAUCAAUUUCCUUACUUGUGUUGGUAAUUAUUGUUAUGGCUUUGAUUGGUCGUCAAAGGCGAAGAAGAACUUUUCGCGGGUUUAAGGCAGCUAAAAAACAUCCAAUGUUAGCAUUACAUGAUGCAGAACAAAUGCAGUUGGGUAAAGAUGCCGGCGAAAAAGCCAUAUCAGUAAUGCUUCUUCAUGGAGCUGGUUGUGAAUAUUUGAAAGAGUUAGUGCUGAUAUUUGCAAGCUUUCUCAAUGCAAACGGGUUCAACGUGAGACUUGACUUGCUGGAGACAAAUCUCAUGGCACACAUGAACACUGCAUCCUAUUACGAGAGCGUUGAGAGGGAAUCAGAUUACGUCAUCAUUAUUUGCUCAGAUGUUUCAGCCACGGGCUGUUCCCAAGGCAAGGCUUACAAUUUCAUUUUGGAUAUAAUCAAGCACAACAUCAUGGACACACAAGAUCGCUCAAAAUAUAUUCCUGUUUAUUUUGACAAAUUGUCUACCCUGCCAGAUGCAUUGCGUGGUUUUGCAAAAAGAAUACCCGAUGAAAUGGAUCAGAUUUUAGCAAUGCUUUUGAGUAUUCCAAGAUAUUUUGUAUCAAACGAAGCAAGUCUUCCUGUGAAAAAUGACAUCGUAGUCAGUGACCAAUUGACCUCUUUAAAUAUAUGCAUAAGCAGCGUUUUGGAGAGAGUUCAUCCGAGUUGUCCUAUAUCCCAAUGCAAAAGGGGUAUUGCAUCUUUAUCAGCAGCUGAAGAUCUUGCAUGCAGUUUCCCUGAAGUACUUGACCAAGUAUGACCAAAUUUUCAUAAAAACUGAUGUUUUAUAUAAUAUAUAGUUUAUAAGGUAUAGCUCUUUAUUUUUCUUUUUGCAACCUUUCUGUUUUGCAGCAAUUUGAGUUGCUUGUUGUUAGUUAUUGUAGAAUUAAUUUUAAGCCAUGUUGAAGGGAAGCAUCAAGUUUAGUGAAACAGUUGGGGUCUACGAGCUUGUACUUCAAAUACGUCAUAGUACAUUCAUCUACAGACUUUUUGAAACUAUUAACA
Molecule: messenger RNA, 2241 nt
Organism: Rhopilema esculentum
Lineage: Eukaryota; Metazoa; Cnidaria; Scyphozoa; Rhizostomeae; Rhizostomatidae
Source: RefSeq, a predicted model, not a curated record